Letharia lupina is the source of this 960-nucleotide messenger RNA. RefSeq lists its product as uncharacterized. Bases 1 to 960 code for a protein of 319 amino acids. Gene Ontology annotation, molecular function: transporter activity. The record is from RefSeq and is a predicted model, not a curated record. Gene Ontology annotation, biological process: transport. The transcript has 4 exons. Lineage: Eukaryota; Fungi; Ascomycota; Lecanoromycetes; Lecanorales; Parmeliaceae.
AUGGGUCCACCUAUCGAUGCAAUGGCACGCCAACCUCAGAAGAAGUUGUGCUCGCUAACCAACCACCUCUUCUGCAGGAUCAUACGCAUAAUCUUCACGAUACCCGUCUUCGCCAUACUCGCCUUUCUCGGCAUCCUUCUCGAGUCGCGGGCCGUGUACCUGAUACCGCUGACGCAGGUGUACGAGUCAUUCGCGCUCGGCGGGUUCUUCUUCCUGCUGUGUGCGUGGAUCCAUCCCGAUGGUGCGGAGAGAGAGAGGAUCUUGAACCGGGAGGGGAAGUUGGGGAUGUACAAUAGAGUGUGGUUCUUUGUGUUCCAGCAACCAUUUGUCAUGAUCGUUCUCGUUGUGGUGCAAGAGAUCACGCAGGCCGCAGGGGUGUUUUGCGCGACGAGUAAGAACAUACAGUUCGCUCAUGUCUGGAUAUCAAGCUUUUCAUCCGUCACGACAAUCUUCGCAAUAGGAGCGGUGCUACGAUUUCAUGGCGCUACGAAGCAGAUGACCGCACAACAGAAACCCUUGCUGAAGCUCGUGUCAUUCAAGGGGAUAGUGUUCCUGUCUUGGAUCCAGUCGGCGCUCUUCUCCUUCCUGACCUCCAGCGGCCACCUGCACCCAAACAACCACCUUACCUUCCUAGACCUAUCCGUCGGCAUACCCGCCAUGAUUACAUGUCUCGAAAUGGCGCUCUUCUCCAUGCUCUUCCUGUUCGCGUAUCCGAUUGGUCCCUACACCGCAAAGGGCCAAAUCACCGGCCUGCUCCACGGGAGCGGUCCCACAAGCCAUCCAGAAUACGUGGGCGGUCCUCUAGGACUAAGUGCUUUGUUUGAAGCACUUAAUAUAUUUGAUUUGAUUAAGGCUAUGAUGAUGGCGCCGAUAAGGCUAGGCAAGGGAAGGGCGAUGAUGAUGAAGGAGCAAGCGAGUGCGGCGGAGGAGGAUCCCAAGAAUAAGGCUUAUGAGGGCUGA